Molecule: messenger RNA, 1889 nt
Organism: Nelumbo nucifera (sacred lotus)
Lineage: Eukaryota; Viridiplantae; Streptophyta; Magnoliopsida; Proteales; Nelumbonaceae
Product: HhH-GPD base excision DNA repair family protein
Biological process (GO): base-excision repair; mismatch repair
Cellular component (GO): nucleus
Molecular function (GO): oxidized purine DNA binding; purine-specific mismatch base pair DNA N-glycosylase activity; 8-oxo-7,8-dihydroguanine DNA N-glycosylase activity
Source: RefSeq, a predicted model, not a curated record
UAGCUUGGCAGUUGGGACUCGUGGGAAGAAAUCUCCAUAAAUUUAGGCCGAAGGCAGAAGCCCAUUUGGGACUCGUGCAAACUCCGUUCCAUGCUACAUCUCCAAUACUCGUGCAAACUCCGUUCCAUGCUACAACCCAAGGCAGAAGGCCGAAGGCAGAAAUCUCCAUAAAUUUGGGACUCGUGGGACUCGUGCAAACUCCGUUCCAUGCUACAUCUCCAAUACUUGGCGGCGAAAGGUUGGCCAGACUUACAAUUUGAAUUUCGGGACUCUUUCUCGGUGAUCUUUGUCUCGCCACUCCACCACACAACGGUCAAAUCCUCCAUGGCGCUGGGGGAGAAGGAGAAGAUCACCAAGAAGAGAGCACGAAGUGGUAGAGACGUCGACACAGAGGUCGACAUUGAAGAUUUCUCCAGAGAGGAAACCCUAAAGAUGAGGUCUUCUCUGCUACAGUGGUACUACGAGAACCAGAGGGUCCUGCCCUGGAGAAAGAAUCAAGACGAUGAAGAUAAUAAUGCACAAGGUGUAAGUGAUACUCGAGCUUAUGCCGUCUGGGUUUCCGAAGUGAUGCUCCAGCAAACUAGGGUUGCUUCUGUGAUUGACUACUACAACCGUUGGAUGGAGAAAUGGCCCACUGUCUAUCAUCUCGCUCAGGCUUCUCAAGAGGAAGUCAAUGAAAUGUGGGCUGGUUUGGGAUACUACAGACGGGCUCGCUAUCUGUUGGAGGGAGCAAAGCUGAUUGUUGAAAGAGGUGAGUUCCCUAAAACUGUCUCUGCUCUUCGGGAGAUUCCAGGAAUAGGAGAUUACACCGCUGGAGCAAUCGCUUCCAUAGCUUUCAAGGAGACAGUCCCUGUGGUUGACGGAAAUGUAGUUAGGGUGAUUGCUAGACUGAAAGCUAUUUCUGCCAAUCCAAAGGAGGGGAAAACCAUCAAGAGUUUCUGGAAACUGGCAGGGCAAUUAGUUGAUCCCCUUAGGCCUGGAGAUUUCAACCAAGCUCUAAUGGAACUUGGAGCAACCAUAUGCAAUCCAUCGAGCCCGAGCUGCUCCACAUGCCCCAUCUCAGAGCAAUGUCAUGCACUUUCAGUCUCUAGAAAUUGUCAAUCAAUACAGGUUACAGAUUAUCCCACAAAGAUUGUAAAGGCUGAAAAAAGAUGCGAUUUUGCAGCUGUUUGUGUUGUUGAAAUAUCUGAAGGCCCAGAUAUUCAAGAGGGAGAUCAUAAGAGCAAAGGGUUUCUUCUUGUCAAGAGGCCGGAAGAAGGAUUGCUUGCUGGCCUCUGGGAGUUCCCAUCUGUGCUGCUGGGUGGAGAAGUAAAUUUAAUUACAAGGAGAAAAGUAAUGGAUCAGUACUUGAAGAAAUCUUUCAAUCUUGAUGCCAAAAGAAACUGUAGCAUAGCCUUGAGGGAAGUUGUUGGAGAAUAUGUGCAUAUUUUCUCCCACAUUCAACUUAGAAUGUACGUGGAAUUGAUGGUUUUACAUCUAAAAGGCGGGGAAAACAUCAUUUUUCCAAAGAUGGACAAAGAGACAGUGACAUGGAAAUUGGUAGAUGGAAAGUCCAUUCAAAGCAUGGGAUUGACAUCUGGUGUAAGAAAGGUCUACAAUAUGAUUCAGAAAUUUAAGAAGAGUAGACUGUCCAAGAAUCCUACAAACCACAAAGGAAAAAGAAUCUGAAAGGCUAGAUUUAAUGAACUGGGAAUCAAUGGGCUGGCGUGUAAAUUGCUGUUCGUGUUAUGUACAACUAUACUUCUGCUUAAUCACAUAUAUAAGCAGAAUCUGUAGAAUGUUUUGUUUCCUCCCAUUGCCUUUGCUGAACUUGUAUAUCUUUUCAUCUGUCUGAAACUUGCAUAAUUUAUGAUACCAUUAAUCAUAGAGGUUAUAUUGGAGAUUGAUCA